GGGUUGCAAUUUAAUUUGAGAUUAUGAAAUUCUGAUUAUUCUGGAAGCUCAAAGUGGUUGUACUUUAUUUUAAAAAUCCUGUCGUCCUUUUUUAGAUGUUUCUUUGCUGCCUUUGAGAAUUCAGGCCAGUCUUCUAGAUUGGUACUGUAUUCUUUGGGCGAUAUUUUGAUUUUGAAGAUAUCAUUAAAUGGAUUGUUCCUGAUAAACACAUUGGCGGGGAACUUUGAGCUCAAGAGCUUGUGGUCUUCGAGGAUUUUUGAUUUGUACAUGUAUUUUAUGUUCAUGAUGUAAGAUGGAGAUGUUUUUUCGAAGAUCUCUUUUGCAACAAGCAGAUGCUUGACCCCUUCUCUGUAGCUUUGGAAGAUCUCUUUUUCUUUGUUUAUGUACUUCACCAUAUACUCAUACUGUCUCUUAGUGGGAUUACAAGAAGCUAUGAGCUCGUCAAUCGGAGUAAAAUUGUGUUUUUCUUUAAAUUCUGAUAUUUGGUAUUUAGACAAUUUUAAAUAUUUUUGGAUCGUCACAUAAUCUUGUAUAGGAGAUUGGUCAAAGUCACCCCAAUAUUUGCUACUUCAAGCCAGGGUAUGGAUGAUUUAUGAGUGCUUCAAAGGUGGCAUCCAGAAACUCUUUAUGAAUUCUGAUCUCUUCUCUUAUGCCGCCCUCGAAACAGUCUACUAAAGCUUCUUUAAUUUCAUGUUUAUUUCUUCAUGGUUUCUCUAUCAAUAAACCUCUCACAUACGCCAUCUUGUAUAUUAUUAUACUUCUCAAUAAACGAUACAGAAUCUUUACCAAUAACCUCAAGCUUGUCGUUCCUGUACGAUAUUAACAAAUUUUGGAGUCUGAAGUUCUCCCUUUCAAGCUCGGCCACUCUCUCCUCCAGUUGUUUAAAAUACAUCUUUUUGCGAUCUCUUGAUUUAUUUAGACCUAUUCCUUCCACUUUGCCUUUUAAUUUCUAUUUUAUUCUGUUUCUCCUUAAUUCAUCCACUACUCCCAACCCUCUCACUCAAAUCCUGAUUCUCUCCUCUAUCCUUCCCAAACUCUUGGUCAAACCCUUCAAAUCCCACCUCACUUGGUCCUUCUCUUUCUUCUAUCCCUUCAAAAAUCUCUUCUGGUCCAAACUCUCAGUCCAUAAUAAAAUCCUCUUUUUCUAAA
Molecule: messenger RNA, 1149 nt
Organism: Moneuplotes crassus
Lineage: Eukaryota; Ciliophora; Spirotrichea; Euplotida; Euplotidae
Source: the annotation of a GenBank genome assembly